Molecule: messenger RNA, 2571 nt
Organism: Hyla sarda
Lineage: Eukaryota; Metazoa; Chordata; Amphibia; Anura; Hylidae
Gene: PRPS1
Product: phosphoribosyl pyrophosphate synthetase 1
Exons: 7
Coding region: 121-1077 (318 amino acids)
Biological process (GO): ribonucleoside monophosphate biosynthetic process; 5-phosphoribose 1-diphosphate biosynthetic process; purine nucleotide biosynthetic process
Cellular component (GO): ribose phosphate diphosphokinase complex; cytoplasm
Molecular function (GO): magnesium ion binding; ribose phosphate diphosphokinase activity; ATP binding
Source: RefSeq, a predicted model, not a curated record
CGGGACGUAGUAGUGGGCGGUGCAAAGAGUUUCGUCUCCGUUAAGCAACAGGACAUCGGAAAGAAUCCCCCUUGGCCUGCAGUUCCCUCUGCUGAGGUGACGUCUCUUCCCGGGGGCACCAUGCCGAACAUCAAGAUCUUUAGCGGGAGCUCUCACCAGGACUUGUCUCAGAAAAUCGCUGACCGGCUAGGGCUAGAACUGGGGCGUGUGGUCACCAAAAAGUUCAGCAAUCAGGAGACGUGUGUUGAGAUUGGAGAGAGUGUUCGAGGUGAAGAUGUUUAUAUAGUCCAGAGUGGCUGCGGAGAGAUAAAUGACAACUUAAUGGAACUUCUGAUCAUGAUAAACGCAUGCAAGAUAGCAUCUGCCUGCCGUGUCACUGCUGUUAUACCUUGCUUUCCAUAUGCACGUCAGGAUAAGAAAGAUAAGUCAAGAGCUCCAAUCUCUGCUAAGCUUGUUGCCAACAUGCUGUCUGUGGCUGGGGCUGACCACAUAAUUACUAUGGACCUACAUGCCUCCCAGAUCCAGGGUUUUUUUGAUAUUCCUGUGGAUAAUUUAUAUGCUGAACCUGCUGUCUUGAAAUGGAUUCGUGAAAACAUUGCAGAAUGGAAAACAUGCACAAUAGUGUCACCAGAUGCUGGGGGUGCCAAAAGAGUAACAUCAAUUGCUGAUCGACUAAAUGUCGACUUUGCUUUAAUACACAAGGAAAGGAAAAAGGCUAACGAGGUGGAUCGUAUGGUUCUUGUAGGAGAUGUAAAAGAUAAAGUGGCAAUUCUUGUUGAUGAUAUGGCAGAUACCUGUGGAACAAUAUGUCAUGCGGCAGAUAAACUUUUAUCUGCAGGAGCCACCAAAGUGUAUGCAAUCUUGACACAUGGUAUAUUUUCUGGCCCUGCCAUUUCUCGGAUUAAUAACGCAUGUUUUGAAGCUGUGGUGGUGACUAAUACUAUACCUCAAGAGGAGAAAAUAAAACAUUGUUCUAAAAUUCAGGUCAUCGACAUCUCUAUGAUCUUGGCUGAAGCCAUUCGACGAACACACAAUGGGGAGUCUGUCUCUUACCUGUUCAGCCAUGUUCCUUUAUAGUAUCUUUACCAGCUAAUUAUGCUUUCCCUUGUAUUUGUCCCUGAAUGUACACCUAACAGGGCACAAUAUAGUCUAAUUCUUUUAUUUUCCAUUCCUAAUUUGCAAGGAAACCCAUUCUUGUAGAAAAAAAUGGAAACUGCAUUCAUUCUGCUGGAGAGGCCCAUAUCUACUGUAGCUGCAAUGGAAGGCAUGAAGAGUCCGUCCAUUAUUUUAUUUGUGUUGUGUAUUUUAAUGGACUUGGUUAGAAAUUACCACUUUGUGAAUGAAGAUGGAAAGAUGAAAACUUGGCUGUCUUAAUCGUGUUUUUGUGUGUUUUUUUGUUUUUUUAAAUAAAGCAGGCUAUUUCUCAAUAGUUCCACUUGUAAAAGAUCACAUCCGUGAUCUAACAUUUACUGGCAUUUGUUUGCUUUUGUGUUUUGUGGUUUUUAGUGACUGACAAAAUGCUUCUUGAGACAAGCCACUGUCCUUUGUAACCAGUAAAAGGGCUUCACAUAUUUAAGGGGGAUCUAAAGGAAGAUAUGUAAAUGUUUGCUAUGUCUUAUAAGAGAUGAAGGUUCACCAAAUGCCACUGUUACAUUAUUUAGAUUUUAUUUUUUUUUUAACUGAAAAGGAUUUUGUCAGAUUAUACAUUUCUUAUGCAAAAUAAACAAAGUGAAAUAUUAAAAAAACCUUUAGUCCAUUUAUGCACCAUUUGACCAACCUUCUGUCUUUUUUUUUUUUAUAAUUAUUGCCUACCUAAAACGAUAUUUGGGGGGAUUUUUCAAAACCUGUGGAGCAGUUGCCCAUAGCAACCUAUCAGAUUUCUUCAGAAAAAUGAAAGUAUGCUUGGUUGCUAUGGGCAACUGCACCAAUUUUCCUGUUCACAGGUUUUGAUAGAUCCCCAUCCCCCCUUAUGCUUGUCUAAACAAAUGGUAGUUCAAUAGCUAUUGAAAAAGGGGUCUCCCCGAAACGCGUCUAGCCCUGUACCUACUUCACACAGACCACCUCUGGAACUAUUACCCACUCCCAACAUUGGCAACAGCUGGAACCCCCCCAUUGCCGGGACCACUGUUCAGGAUGUGCGCACGCUGCUGCGCAUACAAGCAUCACCUGCAUCCACUCACCAACCUGCCUGUUUGCCGUGAUUCCAUCCGUAAGACUGAGCAAUAAUCUGUGCCCCACCGGAGGAGGUUUGGGACACACCGCGCAGACACAUCUAUUGUGCCGGCUGCCGAGCCAGCCUGCGACGAGGAGCCCAGCAAACCAGGGGCUACCAUCUCGACCCAACAAUCAUUACUUGCUACAGUAUCUCUGGAUCUAUACUUGUUACAAUAUUUGCUGGAUUACAACACAUUGCUACUGUUAUUCAAAUUGCUACUGUUAUUCUAAGACUGCCAAUAAUACAAAUCAGAUAACAGAAACGGCUGGAUUUGACCAAAUAUAAUCCAAGUUAUACAGAGGUGGCUGCUAUAAACUAUUAUUUAAUUUAAUUUUAUCUUACAUCAUUGUUUUUAU